AUGCCGGCUCACACGGUCAGCCAUGACUACGUCAAAAAAUAUUUAUCUGCCAUUGCAAAAAUGAAGAACCUUUCUCUAAGCGAUCAGCGUAAUUUUUACCAACAAGCAAACGUCCAUUGCGUGUAUUGUGACGAAGGGUACUCUCAAUCAGGCUUUCCAGACAAAAAAUUGGACGUUCAUAACUCAUGGCUAUUUUUUCCGUGGCACAGAUGGUUGCUUUAUUUCUUUGAAAGAAUUUGUAAAAACUUGCUCGAUGAUGACACGUUUACUUUGCCAUUUUGGCAAUGGGACGAUUCUUCAGGCAUGCAAAUUCCACCCAUGUUUAACGACAGCAAAUUUUCCUUAUGCGAUUGCUUGCGCAACCCAAAACACUUGCCUCCUAAAGUGGUGGAUUUAGCUUACAAUUACAAAGGCACCGAUUCGGGCAUCGACCCCAAGACUCAAAUCCAGUACAAUUGUUGCACAAUGUACACUCAAAUGAUCACUCACUCGUCCACGGCUCCGCUUUUCUUCGGACAGCCACUGUUGGGGGGUGGUGAUCCCGAUCCAGGAGCUGGUUCCAUAGAAACUGAACCCCACAAUAAUGUGCACGAUUGGGUUGGCGACCCUUCCCAGCCUAACAACGAGGACAUGGGCGUCUUAUAUGCAGCCGGCCGAGACCCUAUAUUCUAUGCUCACCAUGCCAACGUUGAUAGAAUGUGGUACAUUUAUGACAAUGUUUUGAAACGCAAAAAUAUUAAAGACCCAGAUUGGUUAAAUUCCUCUUUUAUUUUCUUCAACGAGGCGGCGAGACCCGUUAGAGUGACGGUUAAAGAUUCCACAAACCUGGCCAAGCUUGGAUAUACCUAUCCUGACUUGCCACUUUCUUGGUUAGAUUGUAAGCCAAAAGCGCAUAGAAAGGGCCUGAACCUGACAAAGGUGUCCGCACCUAAGGCUAGUGAAGUGCUACCAAUAAAAUUAGAGAAACCCAUCAGCUUCGUGGUUGAGCGGCCUAAGAAGUCAGGGGGUGGACAAGAGAAAUCAGAGGCAGAAGAGGUGCUGAAGAUUAAGGGAAUCGAAUUUGAUAAAGGAGAAACUGUGGUGUUCGAUGUGUUUGUGAACGAAGACGAUACGAGUAAGUGUAAUCCGUGCAAGGCUAAGUCUCUAGGAAGCUUCCGCACCUUGGCCCACGGACAUGGCAAGAAAUCUACCACUUCCCGUAGUUUUGCGAUUUCAGAGGUGUUGGAGGAAUUGGGAGCUGAUGAUUUUGACAGCAUUUUGGUCACUUUGGUCCCCAGAAGAGGUGUUGUGACCAUAGGUGGUAUCGAAAUUACCUUUGUUCCUAAACCUUAA
Messenger RNA from Coffea arabica (coffee), 1332 nucleotides. Its product is annotated as polyphenol oxidase I, chloroplastic-like. The record is from RefSeq and is a predicted model, not a curated record. Gene Ontology annotation, molecular function: catechol oxidase activity. Lineage: Eukaryota; Viridiplantae; Streptophyta; Magnoliopsida; Gentianales; Rubiaceae.